UGGCGAAAAUCGUCAAAAUUGUAUAAAAGCAUUUGGAAAUGCACUGAAAUAUAACAGUCACAUAAAUCCCUCCGUUGCAAUAACAACACACCUUAUUCCAACUUUAAAAUAGUUUCUACUCUAUUUAACCUCACACACACAACCAAAAAUGUUCAAAUUCGUGCUUGUACUCUCCAUCAUCGCCUUCGCCUGCGCCGAACCCGGAGUUGUGGUGGCUCCUGCCGUACCACUUGCACCGAUCGUGCAUCACUCCGGCGCACACGCUGUGCACUCUCACGUAAUUCAUCAUCCCGUGCCAGUGAAGACCGUCGUGACACCAGUCAUUGCCAAGCCAGUGGUGCCAAUAGUGCCGGUCGUAAAGCCCGUUGUGCCUCUACUGCCAGUCCAUCAUGCCCAUCCGGCUGUUGUUGUGCAUCACUGAGCCCGUGCGGCGACAAUGCGGCUGCAGGCGCAACAACAACAGCGUCAACCACUCAGCCCCCGCAACCAUUCAUGAACGUUGAUGAUGAGGAUCAACGUAAGGACUACUCAAGUUAAUCGAAUGCAACAAUGGCUUAGCGCGUUAGAAUGUAGAAUACAAGCUACCCUACUCCUCUCCUCCGCCUCCGCCUCCACCUUCCACUUCAUUCUUACUUUAAUUCUGUACUAUGAAAUCCCCGAAAUUAGUUAAAUACAAAAGCAAAACAACAAUAAAA
Messenger RNA from Zeugodacus cucurbitae (melon fly), 695 nucleotides. RefSeq lists its product as uncharacterized. The coding region runs from base 149 to 421 and encodes 90 amino acids. The record is from RefSeq and is a predicted model, not a curated record. Lineage: Eukaryota; Metazoa; Arthropoda; Insecta; Diptera; Tephritidae. The transcript has 3 exons.